UACUCUAUUUGGCUAUCUCUAUCUUUAUUAUUUUUUUUUCUAUAAAUUACCUCUUGGUUUUAUAUGCCAACUUGAUUGUUCUCUCUCUCUUUCUCUCCCGUCAAUUUUAAAAUUUCUCCCACUUCCAAGUGUAUUUCCAUCAACAACAAUCAACAACGGCAACUACUAAUACCACUACCACCACCACUACUACUACUAUAAUAUAAACCAACACAAUUUAACAAAAGUAUGCACGUACGGGAGAAGGAACGCUCGUGAGAAUAGCCACGACAUUAGAGCGCGACCAGCGAGUAAUACGCUUUGGUAUUCCGCGCUAGCAAAAUAGCUCUGUGCGGAUUGUGUGUGUGCGUGCUUUUUAUUCUUUCAGGACCCAAAUUUAUUGGCAUGGAGCUAGGAGCGCACUGAUAGUGAUAAUCUAUGAGAUCUGGGUUUCUAUGCAUUGCCUGCCAAAGAACAACUGAGCCCAAUGUUUCCCCACAAUAAUAGUUCACAUGAGAUUUCUAUCGAAACAAAUGCCUUCGUACAAAAUUCCAAGUGGGAUGUAGUAUUAGAGGAAAGUAGUCUGAGUGGGGCGCGGGAAGAGAAACGACCUGAGCAUGCUAGACACUGUGAUAACGAAUUCAUAAACAGCAGCAGCAGCAUGAUGGCAGCACUUACCAGCCACCCCAAAGCUAUCGCCACCAAUGACUUCUUAACCGUCCUGCCACACCAAUUUGGUGAGCUUAGCUUUGCCAAUGGUGGUGAGGCAUGCCAAUCAAUGGCUACAGUAAUCACAAAUAAAAAAAAUAAUAAUUCAACAAAUCACCUUCAAAUUAAUGAUAAUAAUAUUGAUAUAAAAUUAAAAUUAAAUAAUCACAAUAAUGCAGAACAUAAUCAUCACAAGUACAGAAAACAAAACACAUCAGACUCACUUGAUCAGCAAUUAAACAGCUUUGCUGAUAAGUACAAGUCUACGUGUAAGCUGUUAAGUGAUAAUAAGAAUAGCUUUAGUUAUCUAAGCAUUAGGGUACUAAAUCUAAGUGUACGUAAUUAUGACAUGAUAAAUGAUAUGCAAAUUUCAAUCGUUGGAAAAUAUAGCCUAGUUAGGAUACUCAAGUCUGAAACAACCCAUCGAUUGUUUAUGUAUUUCAAUAAUCUUGUCAAUGAUAAUUGUUACAUCUAUCAAAAUAAUAACAACAACAACAAAAAAUACUACAACAACAACAACAACAACAACUAUAAAGUUAAGGCUAAUAUUAAUAUAAUAAGUAAUAAUAAAAAUAAUUAUAAUAAAUCAAAGUCUGUGAUAUUGCUCAGCUCAACCAAGUCUGUUGACAAUUAUAUGAUUGUUUAUGACAAUGGUUAUGCUGACGUUGACGAUGUUGAAGUACCAGUUUAUUUUCUCGAAUAUAAAUUUGACGCGAUGAUAAAUUUUUCGACAAUGAUUCUCAACAAAAACAACGAUAAUAAUAAAUUACUAUUACAACAAACAUUUAAAUUACUCGUGUCAAAUUUAAAUAAUAAUAAUAAUAAUGUUAAUGAUAAUAUUAAUAAUAAUAUUAAAAUGAUGAUUAUGGCAUAUCUCAAAGCCAGUUAUUAUUCUUCCAAUACGCUUAUUAUCGUUAAAAAUAACGAAUUCACCGACCACACUUUGCAAUCUAUCAUUGAUAAUCUCACUCAAGUCCGAGCAUUGUCUCCAAUAAUUAUUUCUCAAUUUAUUCAAUCGCACGUCACCGUAGGCAAGUUGACGCAACGCAUAUGUGUUCCAUUAUUGAUUAAUAAAAUUAAUAAGGCUUAUAAUAAUUAUAAAAAUAAAGAGUGUAAUAUUGUUGUUGAUGGUGUUGAUGAUGAUGAUGAUGAUGAUAAUGUCGCUGUGUGCUACAAGACUAGUUAUUUAAUGACUAAUAAUAAUAGUAAUGGUAUUAGUUGUACCGAAGCAACAAUAUUCACUGUUGGUGCUCUUUCAUUUCAGGAUAAUGAUGAUGAUGAUAAUAAUAAUAAGUAUCAAAUAUCAAAUAAAAUUGAUAUUGAUAAAUGUAACAAUAUUGUUAAGUCUCUAUCUAAGUCUAAAAUAAGUGAUAAGUCUAGCAAUAAGUCUGAAACGUCUCAUUAUGCUCGACUUGACGAUAACAACAACAACAACAACAACAUAAACAACAAUAAUAAUAAUGACAUUGUAAAAUAUGUCAGGUCGAACGUCAACAUUCCUAUACUGACUACCUGCGAGCCUACGAUGACGCUUAAAAGCCAAUCAGCUACCGUCACAUCCCAACCAACAAGCGUACCUGUUUCUCGUUAUCUUAUCGAGAUGAAUAAUAAUGUCAACAAUAUUAAUAUUAUGACAAAUAAUAAAUCAUCAUCAAUUAAUAUCAAAAACAACAACAACAACAACAACAAUAAUUUUAAUAAUAAUUUUAAUAAUAAUAAUGAUGAAAAAAUAAUAAAUACAACUGAUGCAUUGACAGCAAGUCAAAAUUGGACAAGACUGAUUGCAUAUGUUCGUAAACUUAUUUUUUCUUAUCAACAAGAAUAUAAAAAUAAUAAUGAAAAAAUAUAUAUAAACCAACGCAAUGAAAUCAAAGAAAUUCUUAAUAAUUUAUUUGGUUCAAAUGACAAUACAUCAAAAUUGUCAAAUAAUGAUACUCAAUCAUCGAAAAUUUACAAUACAAUAAAUGAUUAUAAAAAAAGAUGGGGAAUACCAUUGAUAUUAUCACUUGUUGGAGGUGGUGAAGGUUCAUUAAAUACAAGUGGUGGUAGUACAAAUUGGGGUACAACACCAACAACAACAACACCAACAACUCCAAAUAAUAAUAAUAAUAAUGCAAAUCAAUCUGGUUGGGGUAGUACACCUGGUAAUCCAUCACAAUCAUCAACAAAUUGGACAACAAAUAAUGUUAAUCGUCCAUUAAGUGGUAAUCAAAAUCCAAUUCAAGGUACAACUGUUAAUCCAAUACAAGGUACAACUGGUACUGUUAAUAAAGUUAUAAGUACUGGUCAACCAACAAAUCAACCAGUUGUAACACAAACAACAAAUCCAACUCAAACAACAAAUCAAAAUCAAAGCAGUUCAUGGCCACAAGGAAAACCAAAUAAUCCAAUUCAGGGACAAAAUUUACCUACUGGUCCAAAUAAUAAUAGUAAUAAUAAUAAUAAUAAUGGUAAUAAUAAUGGUAAUGGUAAUAAUGGUGGACAAAUACCAGCAGCUAUUACAAGUAAUAAUAAUAAUAAUAAUAAUACAGUUCAAAGUCCAACUGGUCCUGCUGUUGGUGUUGGUGUUAGUAAUAUAAGUAAUGUUGGUGGCGGUGGUGGUACUAGUAGUAGUGGUGUUGGUGGAGGAGGAGGAGGAGGAAGUAGUGGUAGUAGUAGUGGUAGUGGAAGUGGUAGUGUAACUGGUAGCUCAAAUGCUCAACCUGCUACAAAUACUGUUAGUGUUAGUAGUCCAACAAGCAGUAAUCCAUCAACAAAACAACAACUUGAACAAUUAAGUACAAUGAAAGAAGCUUUAUUUAGUACAGAAGGAUGGGGUUGUCAAUUUGUUAAUCAAGAUACAAAUUGGGAUGUACCACAAUCACCUGAACCACCAGUUGCUAAAGAUGGUACACCAAUGUGGAAACCACCAGUUAAUAAUGGUACUGAUUUAUGGGAAGCAAAUUUACGUAAUGGUGGACAACCACCACCACAACAACAAGCUAAAACACCAUGGGGUCAUACACCAUCAACAAAUAUUGGUGGUACAUGGGGUGAAGAUGAUGAAUCAGCUGAUUCAUCAAAUAUGUGGAGUGGUGCACCAGCACCAGGACAACAAAAUGCAACAGCACAAUGGCCAGGUACAACUGGUUCACAAACAACAUCAAAUUGGGGUGAUCCAAGAAUUGAUCCACGUGAUCCACGUGAUUUAAGAACAGUUGAUCCACGUGAAAUGCGUGAUCCACGUGAUCAUCGUAUGUCAAUGGAUCCAAGAGAACAUUUACGUACAAUGGAUCCAAUGGUACGUGAUCCAAGAAUGAAUGAUAUGCGUGGUGAUCCAAGAGGUAUUUCUGGUAGAUUAAAUGGUGCAAGUGCUGAUGCUAUGUGGGGACAACCACCUGGUCCACCACAACAUCAUCAAAUGGGUGGACAUCAACAUCCAUCUGGACCACCAACAAAUAAAAUGUUAAAUCCAUCAAGUAUGAGUCAAUGGGGUGGACAACCACCAAAAGAAAUUAAACCAUCUGGUUGGGAAGAACCAUCACCACCAACACAACGACGUAAUGUACCAAAUUAUGAUGAUGGUACAAGUCUUUGGGGUAAUCCAGCUGUAAAUCAACGUGGUAAUGGUGAUGGUCGUGGUAAUGGUAAUGGUAAUGGUAGUAUUGGUGGUGUUGGUGGUGGAGUUGGUGGAGUUGGUAGUGGUAUUGGUGGUAAUAGCAAUGGUGCUGGUGUAGGACUUGGUAAUUCUGGUGUUGGUAGUGUAGGAGUUGGUAAUCCAAUGGCUAGUAAUAAAGUAUCACACUGGAAAGAUUUACCAACACCAAAUUUGGGACGUGGUAAUAUGCAAUGUCCACCUGGAAUGCCACAUAAUCGAAUGCCUGGUAGUGGAGGAGGUAAUGGUGGACAACCAGGAAUGAAACCAGAUGUUGGAGGACCAAUGUGGGGACAUCCUGGUGGUCCAGGUGGUCCUGGUGGUAGAAAUGGUUCAUGGGGAGAUGGACCACAUGAUACAACUAAUUGGGAUGAACCAAAAACACCAACAUCAUGGAAUGAGCCACAAUUAAAUCCAACAAAUUGGAAUGGUCCAUCAGUACCAAAAGCUAAAACUCCAAUGGGACCUGGUGGUAAUUGGGGUGAACCUGAUAUGGAACCAACACCAAGCUGGGCACAUUCUGUUAAGCCUACAUUAACUAAAGAAAUUAUUUGGAACAGCAGAGAGUUCCGUUAUCUCUGCGAUUUGGGUUACAAGAAAGAAGAUGUUGAAACAGCUUUGAGAAGUCGUGAAAUGAAUAGAGAUGAAGCACAAGAACUUUUAGGACAAGUACGUUCAUUAGAUCAAUGGCGUCGUCAUGAUGGACCAUCAAAUUAUGAUCCAAAUAAUCAAUCAUCAAUGUCAUCAGCAUAUCCAAAAUUCAGUCAUGUUGCACAACAAAUAUUUCCACCGGGAGAAUGCCUCGCUGUGCGGCCUAGUGGAACAGCAACUGGAGGCGUUAGUGCUUCAGUAGCUAGUGCCAGUCUAUUGAAACUUCAACAGCAACAACAACAACAACAGCAGCAACAGCAACAACAGCAGCAGCAUCAACAACAACAGCAACAGCAACAACAGAAUGCAGUUCAAUUGCAACAGCAUCAACAACAAUCAAAUGCCAAUCCAUCUCAGCCACCCUUUAACCAGGCAUCGAGAACACCACAAAAUCCACCAAGCACUCAACAACUUCGUAUGCUUGUACAACAAAUUCAACUGGCUGUUCAAGAAGGUUAUCUUAAUCAACAAAUAUUGAAUCAACCAUUGGCACCACCAACACUUAUAUUAUUGAAUCAAUUGUUGCAACAAAUUAAAGUUUUACAACAACUUCAUCAACAACAUUCAGUACAAAGUACACUUAAAGUUAAUAGUCAAACUGUUUUACAAAUAAGUGUACAAAUAACAAAAACCAAACAGCAAAUUUCAAAUUUACAAAAUCAAAUUGCUAUACAACAAGCUACAUUUAUGAAACAGCAACAACAACAACAGCAACAACAGCAGCAACAACAACAUCCAGCUCAAUCACAGUCUGAUUAUUAUAAACCAUCAGUACAUGAUCCAAUGUCAGUAUUACAAAAUAGUUUUAGUGAUUUGGGAAUGAAUAAAGAACAACCAUUGAGCCAACAAGGAUCAAGACUCAAUCAAUGGAAAUUACCAUCACUUGAUAAAGACAUUGAUAUAACUGGUAAUGAAUUUUCACGUGCACCUGGUACAACAAGUAAACCACUACAAGCACCACAUACACAUGGUAGUCCAAAUAUGAAUCCUCUAUUAGGACAAGGUGAUAGUACAUGGUCAACAAGACUCGGUGAUUCUGGUUGGCCUGAUGCUGUUAAUAAUGAUGCAACUGAUGGAAAAGAUUGGCAACCAGGUAGUGCAGCAUUUAAUGAUCUUGUGCCUGAAUUUGAACCAGGAAAACCAUGGAAGAUGAAGAGUAUUGAAGAUGAUCCAAGUAUAACACCUGGUUCUGUGGUAAGAUCACUUUCAUUAGCUGCCAUCAAAGAUGCUGAUGCAAUAUUUUCAUCAAGUUCAAAAACUUCACCUCCACCACAGGCACAAAAUGUUGAUACAUCAAUUCCUAGUCUUAGUAAUUCUACAUGGACUUUUAAUCCACCUCCAACAGCAACAACACCAAGUGCAUUUGGCAGCUCUAAAAAUACAUGGACAGAUUCUGCACCACCACCAACAGCUGUAACAUCAGAAUUAUGGGGUGUACCAAUGAAUAAAGCUCGUCAAGGACCACCACCUGGUCUUGUUGGUAAAGGAGUUAGUGGUGGUAAUGGUGGAGGUGGUGGUGGUGGCGGUGGUGGUAAUGCAAGUAAUGGCUGGACUGGAUUAGGUGGUGUUAGUCGAUCAUCAAGUUCAUGGGGACUUCAAUCAGGUGUUGGUAGUGUUGGCGGUGGUAAUGGUGGUAAUGGAGGAAAUGGUGGAUGGCUUGUUUCUGGUACUUGGUUGUUAUUAAAAAAUUUAACACCACAAAUUGAUGGAUCAACAUUAAAAACAUUAUGUAUGCAACAUGGUCCUGUUCAAGAUUUUCGUUUGUACCUGAAUCACGGAAUUGCUCUUACAAAAUACUCAACACGUGACGAAGCAAGCAAGGCUCAAGGAGCUCUUAAUAAUUGUGUUCUUGGCAAUACAACAAUAUUUGCUGAAUCACCAGUUGACAAUGAAGUACAUACAUUGUUACAACAGCUAAGCCAAGGUAGUGCACAGCAUCAACAAGGUGGUGGAUCUGGUGGUUCUGGAUGGGGUAUGAGACCAACAAAUAAAGCUGGUCCACCAUCUGAUACAUGGGGUGGCAGCUCAAGUCAAUUGUGGGGUGCCUCACCAGUUACAAAUUCUCUAUGGAGUAAUUCUGGUCUUGAUGGUAGUGAUACACAAAGAACUACACCAAGUUCUCUCAACUCGUACUUGCCCGGAGACCUUCUGGGAGGUGAGUCGAUGUAGAGAGCGAUUGAGAAAACGCUCGAUUACAACGCACGUCACAAAUAAGACACUUAUGGUUUUUUUAAAAUGAUAAAAAACAAGUUAAUAAUAAAUUAAAACCAUCAAAUUGAACAUAAUAUUUUAACGAAAUUGUUCAAGCUUGUCAAUGCCAAUUGCUUGCUUCGUCCUGAGCCUGUUUUUUUUUAAUUUUUUUUUUUUAAUUUAUUUUGUAUUAUUACAAUCAUCUUGAAGUUUAUUUAUAUAUAAAUGAUGAUGAGAAGAAGAUAAAAAAAAAAAUAUUUUAAAAUGUUGACUUAGCAGUGUCAAAGGCAUAUUCACAUUCAACAUGGUGACACGACAUCCCGAAUAGACACAAGAAAAAUAAAAUGUUUAUUGAGUCUUCUCGAAAUGUCAAUUACGUAAUAUUUCUUAUUAAAAUGCAAUUAUCGAAAUGAGUUACUUAAACAAAAAAUAAAUAAUAAUAAUAAUAAAAUCAGAAUUAAAUUAUCAAAAAAAAAAAAAAAAAAUACAAAUAAGAUUAGUAUUUUAAAAAUAUAGAAAAAAUAAACUCAAUUUUUGUGCCCAAGUUCGGUCUAUCCGCAAGGUCACAAAGAAUGAAUUAACAGCCAAACGAUCUUACUGCGAUAAAAAAAAAAAAAAAAUACUAAAUUAAAUGAAUAAUAGAAAGAAUAAAAUUUUUUUUUUUUUUGUUUUAUAAUUUAAAUAUUUGAUCAAUAUAUUUCGAGGCUCCCUAUCACGCUUACACACAAAUGGGAUGCAACGAAAAAUUUUUAUUAUAAAAAAGAAAAAACGACAGAUUUCGUUACAAUAAAAAAUAAAAAAAAUGAACAAAAUAAUAAUUACUUGAUUACCUCAAAUCUUGAAACUGUCACGCACAAACAAAAAAUAAGGAAAAAAAAAAUUGUGUGCUAACGCGCGAUAUAAAUGUUUUAAAUGAAAAUUAAUUUUAAAUAAUUGACAAAAGAAAGUGAUGAUUAUUAAAACGUGUCGUGGGCCCCAAAAUACAUAAAUAAAUUAAAUUAAAAAAGAAAAAAAACAAGUGAAAAAAUAAAAAUAAAUAACACAUUUAUUAUAAACCGAAGACCAAAGGUCUCUGAUCGUGUCGGCGAGUGUUCCAUUUUCUGCUGAACAGUUCGAAGACUGCAGUGAGUAUCAAACUUAGACUGUACCAAUCUAAUCAAAAUAAAAAAAAAAAAAAAUCUUAGAAAAAAGCAAAAAAAAAAAAAAGUAAGCAUUGACGUCGCUGCCCGCCGUCCUGCCGAAGGUUAUAAGGAGAUAAUUUAAAUAUUAAGUAUAGAAAAUGAUAAUUAAAAUCAUGAUAAAUAAAUAAUAAUUAAAAAUAGAAAAUUCAGGCUGGCCGGGCAACGACACAACGAUACCAAAUGUUAUCGCAAUAACGUAAAUUUUAUUCUAUAUUAAAUCUAAAUGCCACCUGUCGUGCCAAUGUCCAGUGUGUCUCUGUACCAUUUAUUGAUGUAGCAUUAAAAAAGAAAAACAAGAAAACAAAAAAAUACAUAAAAUAAAAAAAAAACGAAAAAAAAAACAUUUAAAUAAAUUAAGUAUAAAUUUAAACAAAAAAAAAAAAUAACGGUUAGUGAAUGGGGAGAACAGGUACUUGUGAGUAAACGAAGAAAAUAAAAAAAAAACAAACAAAACAACUUGUAAUAAUAGUAAUAAUGAUAAUAAUAUUAAUAAUAAGAGUAAUAAUAAAAAAAAAUAACAUUAAUAACAAUAAAUAAUAAUAAUGAUAAUAAUAUAAAUAAAAAAAAAUUAAUUAACUGUGACAGGUCGUGAGUAUGAAAAUGAUAGAAAAAAUGAAAAAAAAAAAAAAAAAGAAAUCACAUUUCAAUUCGAGUCAAGUUGUGGUGGCAUUAAAGUACUGGCCGGUAUUAGCGUUAUAAUGCCUCCUUGUGAUACAAAUAAACGCGAAACGGCCGAAAAAAUAUAAACAAAGACAAAAAAUUUAAAAAAAUAAAUUACAAUCUUAUUUGCGUGUGUGUCAACUCAUCAUUUGCGAGGGUAAUUGAAAAUAGUUGAUAAUUUCAACAACUCGUUGUAUAAAUGUUACAAAAAAAAAAAAAAAAUAAUCAAUUGUUUGCAUAAAAUUGAUCUUGUCCAACGUCGAAGGUACCUGAUCGGACUGAAAACCAAACGACGACAAAAUAAUCUAUUGAUUAAAAUUUUAAUUUUUUUUUUGUUUUUUUUUUUAAAUUAAUUAUUUUUUUUUUUUUGGUUAAUUAAUUUUUUUUUGUUGUUUUUUUAAUUUUAGUUAAUUACCGCCUUUUUUUUUUGUUUUUAAAAUUUUUCUUAUUAGUAUUUGUGUCGUAGAUAUAUCAUUAAUGAGAAUUUUUUUUAUAAUUUUUUUUUUGCACAGUUAAGCUGUUUGGGUGCUAUCAACAUCUCGUUGCUUGAUUGAAUAUAAAUAAUAAAUUAAUUGUCAAAUAAACAUUUCUAAAAAUUCAAUGACAUAACAAUCAAUAUAUUAUUGUAAUUAAACAAGUUAUUUUGAAGUAGUUUUUUUAAAAAAAAUGAAUAAAAUUCACCACCAAAAUAGAGAUAACAAAAAAAUUAUCAAAAAAACAUUUAAGCGUAUCUAAUACUGUCUAUAUAAUUAUAUACACGUUUUUAAAUAUAAAUAAAACAAAUUUUUUUAAAAAAAAAAUUAAUGAGAUAAAUUUGAAAAAUGUAUAAAUGCGGAUACAAUAGUAAUAGACAAUUUAAUUUUUAAGAAAGAAAGAAAAACAAUUUGACGUUUUUAAUAUUAAAAAAAAAUAAAAAAAUAAAAAAAAAAAAUAGGCAGCGCUGAUAAAAUGCCAUGAGUCCGCCAAUCUUUAUACAAUCACAUUUAUAUUUUAUUUUUACAUUGAUGCAAAUUACACAUAUACACAAUUAAUUAAAAAAAAAAAAAAAAUCAUGUUUUACUUAAGUGAUAGUUGCGUGAAUGUGUGACUAGAAAAAAAAUACAAAAUCAAUUAAUCAACUUCUUUUUUUCUUUUUUCUUUUUGUUGUUAUUUUAUUAUUAUUAUUAUUAUUUAUUUUUUUAAAAAUUAUUAUUUUUCUUUGAACGAUUAACCAUAAGACUUGAAAAAUAUUUGACGAUAAGUGUUUUAAAAUGAUAUUUAAGGAUUGACAUAUUUUUUCUCGUUGGUUAGCUAACUGUGGCUAUUUCCUCGAGUCAUAUUAUUUAUCAAUGUACAUUAUAUCAUUAAAUAUAUGUUAAUGAUAGAUGAAAAAAAAGUAUGCACGAAAAAAGAAAAAAAAAAUAAUUACAAAAAUUACUGUUAAAAAAAGAAAAUAUAAUAAUAAUAAAAAUAAGAAAACUUGUCUGAAUAAAAUUAGUCAGAAUUGUUCCUCGUACUUGGCAUUUAAGACUUUCGGCUGUCGUAUAAAAAGAAUAAUAAAAAUUGUUUAAAUAUAUCAACAGUUAAAUCGCGAUAUUAAUUAUUGUGUUCGAAUUCAGAUUGUGUUAAUUUUUUGAAAAAAAAUAAACACAAUCUGCGUCAGGGUUGAUUCAAAGACUGUUGGCAAGGAUUAAAAAGUAGCUCUGAAUAAGCAAAUUAAAACAAAAAAAAAAAAAAACUAUUUUAAAAAAAAACCCUCAAUAUAUUUUAUUGAUUGUUGUUUUUUAAUUAUUAUUAUUUUUUUUUUUUCUCUUAAUUUAUACAAGUAUUUAGCCAUAAUGCGUUGACACAUUGUAUUUUUUCACAAUGGUAAAUUAUAAUAUUUGUUGAUCGAAUCAAAGACGACACAUGGUGAAUAAAAUAAAUAUAAAAAAAAAUAAAAAAAACCUUUCUCAAAAUCGUAGAAAGAUGUUUGUUGUGAUAAUAAUAUUGAAUUUAGAAAUUUAGGGUCUCUUAAACGAAUCAAUCGGUAUUAAAAAACAAAGCAAAAAAAAAAAUUAAAAAACGUGCACUUGGUUGAUGGUAUGCCUGUGUGUUUGUGUGUAAAGUAUGCCAGUCGAAAUUAUUAAAAUAAACAUAUUAAAUAUAUAUAUAUAUAUGAUUUAAUUGAAAAUGAGAUUGAGGGUUGUGCACAUUCGAAUAGAAGACCCUUGAUGAUAUUUAAAUGAUAAUUAAUACCGUGCUUUUAAUCACAUAAUAAAUUUAAAAAAAUAAUAUAUAGUCUUAUCUUGAUAUAAAAUAUAUAUUUAAACAUAAAUGUUAUAAAUAUUUAUAUAUUACUUUCAGUAUCAAUAGGUUGAAUAACAAUUACAUUUUUUUAAAUAAUAUAUUAGCCUACAUUAGUUUAUUGUUUAAAAUAUAUUUAAAAUCACUCUGACGAUGUUAUGGCUAUUUAAAAAAACAAGUCUUGAUAUACCACAGUCGAAAACCAGUGCAAAAUAUUAUAUAUAUAUAUUUUUUUGUUUAUUUUUAUUAAUUAUUUUUUCGUUUUAAUUUCAAUUCAAAUUUUUAAUAUGAAAAUAUUGUUUUUUAAUUAUUACAUCAAUCAUCAUUGUCACAUGAUAUAUUUCCAAAUAGCACGUGCUAAUUACGGAUAAACUAAAAGAUAAAUUUAAUAUUUAAAAAACAAAUAUGUGACAGUAUAAUCAAUUGUAUUUUUUUUCAUAAUACGUACAUCGAAAAUCGACAAACAUAACUUUUGCUUAUUGUCCAUUACGCUUAUAGGAAUCAAUGCCAUUUUUUUUCUUUUUUUUUUUUUUAUUCUGAUUCAUUUGCUCUCUUUUUCUGUCUUACAUACUCUCUCUUUCUCUCUCUUUUUUUUAUUUUCAAUUUUUUGCAUCAAGUAUUACACAACAUCGGUAUUUUAUUAGAAAAAAAAAAUUCUAUUAUUGAAAAUAAUAAAAUUGUAUAAUGUGUAACGUUAGAAAAAAUUAAAUUUUUAAAUAACAACGAUGCCUAAAAUACACACACACACAAUCAUGACAAAUGAAAAAUUUUAAUUCGUAAAAAAAAUUAAAAAAAGAAUAAUACUGUAAUCUUGUCAAGUUCAUCGAAAAAUCAAAAAGAAAUAUUAAUAAUUUGUCAAGUAUAAAAAAAAUAAAAGCAAAAGUUGUUGAGUCGAUAAAAAUAAGGUAUUAAUAUCCUUAAUUCAGUCAAUGAAUUAUGGCUAAAUUGAUUAUUUUCUGGUGAAAUACAAUUAAAUUUAAGAUAUAUAAUAAUUAAAUAAAAAAAAAACACCAGCAAUGUGAUAUUCUCGUGUCUUGUCCAACGACAGACGUUGUUCUAAGAAUAUAAUAGUUGUUUCUCAGCAUAAAAACACAAAAAAAAAAAACAAUUAAAACAACAAAAAAAAAUCUAAAAAAAACCUAAAUAAUAAUAGUAAUAAUAAUAAUUAAAUAUUGCACGAGACAAAUUGAGUCUCAACGUGAGAAUAAUGAAACAAUAAACUAAGCUAUUAAUUAAGAAAUAAACAAAAAAAAAAAAAAAGAUAAAAAUACCCCAAAUAUGAUGAUAAUUGUUAGUAUGAAAAAAAAAAAAAAAAAAUUGUUAUGAAUAUGUGAAGAAUGUGAUGUUAAAUGAAUCUGAUAAUGAGGAAAAUUAGUGUCGCGGCUCAAAGAUAAAUAAUAAUGCGCUCCUUUUCCUCUCGAAAAAUAAUUCGAAAUUUUUUUUUCUUUCGUUUUUUUUUUUUUUUGCUUUUUAUUAUUGUUUAUAACACAUUUAAUUGUUAAAUGAGUUUAUUAUUAUUAUUAUCAUUAUUAUUAUUAAUUAUUAUUAAUAUUAUUAUCAAUAUUAUUAUUUAUUAUUGUAUUAUUUCAUAUAAGUUAAUAUAUAUUUUCUUCGUAUACAACCGGGUAUUUCUUCCGGCGAAAUAGCCUUUGAUAGUCUGUAGGAUCUGAUUUUCUAUGCCAUUUUAGUUUUUAAGCGUGUUUAUUAUUAUUAUUAUUGAUUAUUGUUUGUUUUAUCUUAUGAUUGAUAUCUAGUGUUAUUUUUAAUGAUAAUAAUGAAAGUAUAAAGAAAGAUAAUUUAAAACAACAAUUGAGAUUUCAUGUCAAGUUGAUGACAUUUUUUUUUGUUUAAAAAAUCGUUUUACACUAGGUAAACGAGUUUUUUUUUUAUUUAUAUAUAUUCCUUAUUGCACAAAAAUAUUCUUCCUUUAUUGUUUUUUUUUUUUUUUUUUUUUAAUAAUUAAAUGAAAAUCUGCUCAUUAAUUUGCAUUUGGUCUAGUUAGUAUAGUUAAGUUUAAUUGACAAAAAAAAAGGGUCGUAAUUGGUACACUUGAAUUAUAAUGAAUUGAAAAUUUUUGUGACAUAAGAUUAUUAUUAUUAUUAUAAUUAUUAUUUUAUAUUUUUUAAUAUUUACGAUGAUAAUUUAAUGAAUUUUAUAUCGUAAAAUAAUGAUUAUUAUAUUAAAAAUGAAAAUAAAAAAAAAAAUGUUUAGUGAUGAUUGUCAAAGCCGGCCCUCAAGUCACGUACCUGAAAUUAGACUGGGCUAGUCGAACUCAAUUAAUCGAGUAAUUGAUACAUUUAUUUAUUUAAAAAAAAAAAAAAUAAAAUGAAUAAUUAUUAAAAACAUAAAAAAAUAAAAAUAAAAAAAAAAUAAUAAGAGGCACUUUUAGUACCACACGCGGCACACAAAUUGCGCUUUGAUUAUUUAGUUGUUAUGUAUUUUAUUUUUAUUAUUUUUUCCAUUAAUUUUUAUGAUUGAUUUUUUAAGUCAUUUUGAGGCCCGUGUAUCAGUCUGUGAUCUCAUCAUGAUGAUCAGUUAAAUAAAAAAUAAAUUAAUCUAAUUUUGAGGUUUUUUUUUUUUUUUUCUUUAGAACAAUUCCUCAUUAAACUGCACUCAUUUCCUUUAUAGUCUUUUCAUAUAAAUUAAUUAUUGUAUAUUAUAUGUUUGAUUAUUAUUUUAAUAUUAUUAUUAUUAUUAUUGUGAGAAGAAUAUUCAAUCAUUGAUUAUAUUUUAUAUAAUGUCCAAGUUAAAAAGCUAUUUCAAUUAUUGUAAAACAGUUUUCGUUUAUUUUCUUCAUAAUAAUUGUUUUUAAUUAUUAACUGUUAAAAAAUAAUAGAAAAUGGAAAAAAAAAUAUCAUUCAAUUUAUUGUUAUUUUAUAUUAUUAUUAAUCAUUUUUAUUGUUGUGUCAAUAAUAGCUUCAGUUAUAAAUUUAUAUAUACUUUUACAAAAACGAAAAAAAAAAAGAAAAAUUGUUUAUUGAAAAAAAAUAUUGUACACAAUUAUUGGCACUUGUCACGCUUAUAGAAAAAUAAAAUUAAUCAAAUUAAAUAAACGUGACAUAAUUAUAAACAUCUAUACAUAUUUUUGGCCAAUUAAAAAACAUGAAAAUUUAUAAUUAAUUAAAAUGAAAUUGUAUGGUUUUUAACCUACCUCAAAGGCUUAUAUCAUUUUAUAAUUUCGAAUAAAUUACAAAAAGCUUUUAAGGUACUUUUAAAAUAGCAAAAUUUAAUUUUCAAAAUUAUUUUUAAAUUAGUCAUAAUAAUAAUAAUAUAUUUUAUGAAAAAUGUUUCAUGUGAAUAUGCUUGACUUGUGCCAGAAAAUAAUAAAUUGCGGGCCUUUAUUUGGGGUACGACUAGUCGGAUCGAAACGGUUGUCACUAAAACUCAUAGUACACAUCAGAAUAUAAUCAAUUUUUGUUUUUCUUAUUAUUAUUAUUAUUAAUUUUUUGUUUUUAAUUUCAAAAUUAAUUUAAUAAUGUCUUCAUAAUGACUCUAUUCAAAUCAAGUAUUAGAAGUGUGUUAAACGUAAUUAUUAUCAGUUUUUUUUUUUUUUUUUUUAAGUUUAAAAAUUAAUAUUAGAAAAAAAAUAAAGAGAGAGAGAAUGAACGAGAGAGAAUAUUUUGGGUGCUUGCAUAUUAAUUAUUAAGGGAUUAAGGAACACAUAGUCUAAGGGUAUUUAUAUUUAUAUGAUGUGACAAUUAAUUAUAAGACUAUAUUAAAAAAAAUUUAUGAAUAAAAAAAAAAUGAAAAAAAAAAUGUUAAAAAAAAUUAAUAAAAAUAAAAAAACAAAAAAAAACAAACAAUGUGCAUCUUAAAUUAUAAUAUUAAUUAAUUGGUGAUUUAUUAAUUGAAUAAUAAAAUAAAUUAUUUAAUUAAUUUUAAUUAAUAAUAACAAAAAUGAGAUUAAUUUUUUUUUCAUUUGAAAUUAUAAUGAAAAUAAAAAAGACCAAGUGUUCAUCCAUUGCUAGAAUUAAUUUAAUGAUAAUAAAAAUUUAAAAAAAAAUAUAAGUAUUUAUACACAAAUAAUAAACAACAAUGUAAUGAAAAAAAAUUUUAAAAAUUGGCUUUUUUUUAUAAAUUUAAAAAAAUGCCAAACGUUUAAUGAUAACACAUGAAUUUUAUCCUGAUAAUUAAAACAUUUUGUGUGUGUGUGUUAAUCUGUUGAAAAUAAUUUAUUAUUAUUUUUAUUUGUUUUGUUAAAAUUAAAUAUAUGUAUGUAUAUUUUGGUGGAUAUGAGCGAUAAGAAAAGUUUGUCCAUUCCAGUUGUCGAUCCUAAAAAAAAUCAUGAAUAAUUAUAUAAUUGAGAAAAAAGAAUAAUAAUUAUUUGUCAAAUAUCUCAAGAAUAAUUUAUCUUAAUAUUUAUUAAAAACAAGUAAACAUUAUAUCAAGUCAAAUGUGAGGAAAAAAAAAAAAGAAAAUAUUAAUUUUUCGAGCCGUAAACUCAGUGUUUCGAUAGGUGAUGGUAAAAAGGCUGCGAGAUAUUUAAAAAUUCAAAAUGGUUAAUGGUUAAUGGCACAGAAAUAAUAUGAAAAUGAACUGAUAAAAAAAAAAUUAAUUUUUUUUAAAUGCAUUGAGAGCAUCAUCUCAUGAUCCCUGCUCAUUCGAAGCCAAAAAAAAAAAAAUGUUUCUUUUUAAUUUUCUGAAUGUCUAUAUGGGAUCAACUCGACAAAAAUUAAUGAAAAAAAAAUAAAAUAAAAAUAUCAUUCUCAACAUAUUUUUAGAGUAUAUUCUAAUAUUGCAAUGUUUAAAUUUAAAAAUAAAUUAAAUGUUGUUGUCAUUGUUUAUAAAUAUAUAUAAUUUAUUUUUCAUUUUUAAUUUAAAUUUUUAUUAAAAUCAGGCCACGUGUAUUCGAGCUCCCCUUGCCUGCUUUCAGUGUCAAUUGACGUCGAACAAUAAUACUUAAUAUCACUGAAUUUAAUAAUAAUAAUAAUAAUAAUAUUUACGUCAAAAUUUAAUUAAGAAAAUUAUAAAAUAAUAAUGAGACGAGAAGUGAUCUGAAUCGCCUGAGAUAAUUAGGCAGUCGUGUUUAAUAAUCACGAAAUUAUCGAAUUUUAAUUUACAUCUAAGUAAACACAGAUAAAAAUGUAUCCUCUAAAUUAAAUGUGACAACAUUUUAAAGCAUUAGAGAAUCCAACAAGAAAAAAUACAAAAAAAUUACUAUAAUAUUGUAAUAAUUAUUUUCUGUGUCGUUGAUAUUACUAAGGCUAUAAUAACAUAUAAAUUAAUUCACUAAAAAAACAAUUUAAUAUUGUCCAAAAAAAUAAAAAAUGCUACUAAAUUUAGCAUUAAAAUAUUUAAAGCUCUUUUAACUACAUAAUAUUAAUAUUAUUUUGUUUUUUAUUUUUUUUAAAUUAUUUUUCAUUACGCAACAAAUUAAUCAAUUUUUUUUUUUUUCGAUUUAUACUUUUCGGCUCUUCCAAUUUUUUAUUAUUAUCAUUAUUAUUAUUAAAGCACAAAAUAAUUUAGUUAAAGAGACAAAAGAAAAAAUGAAAAAAUGAAAAAAAAAUUUAAAUAAUAAUACUAAUGAUAAAUUGAUAAUGGUGAAACCAAAUUGCUCCGAUAUACGCUUAAUUGUGUUGCCAAUCAUAUAUUAUUAUAUAAUCAUAGAAUUUUGUCAUGAAAUAUUAAUAUUUGCACGAUAAUUAAUAAAAAAAUUUAUCUCUUGUUUGUAUAGAUAUUAUAUAUUUCUUCUUUACGCUACAAAUUAUUAUUAUUUUUUAUUAUUUUUUAUUAUUUUAUUAUUACGUGUCAAAUUAGAUUAAUUAAUAUGUAAUAUUUUAGAAUGUGAGAUAAAUCAAUCUAUGCUUCAUUAUGGCACAAAUAUCUGAAUCAAAGAUACAAAAAAAAAAAACAAAUAGAAAUUGUUAAAUGUUUGACCAAAAAAAAUAUGGAAAAAAACACAAAAUACAAUUGAUUAAUUAAUGUCAGCAGUUGUGUGAAUGUGUGUAUGUUUGUGUAGCUAUUGUGGAAAUUAUGAAAUUUUCCAGACUUGCUCGGGGAGGAAAAAUUAGGAGGAAUCGUAAAAAUAAAAUAAAUAAAUUAUAUAUACGUAAAAUUCCAUUUUACAGUGCCUAAGUAAAACACGAUAGUCUGUAGUUCUUCUAAUCAGCGAUAAUCCAGUUUAUGGCUGUUAAAAAAAAAUAUAAUAAUUUAAUAAUAUUUAAAAUAACAAUAGUAUCGAUAUUGAACGACUGCGCAAAGAAAAAAAUAUUAACAAUAAAAAUAUAUUAAUAAUACAAGUCAAGAGAAAUUAACUUCUUCCAAAGGACAGAAGGAAAUUAAAAUUAUUUAAAUCAUUUUUUUCUCACAAUUCUUGAAUUAAUUAUUAUCACAAGAAGUCAUAUGUGUAAUUCGUAAUGAAUGAGUCUAAAUAAUUUAUAAGUUAAAAAAUAAAUAAAAAGCAAAAAAAAAAAAAAAAAAACAUAAAAAGAAAAUUAUAGAAAAAUAAAAAAAAAAAAAAUACAAGUGAUUAUAAAUUACAUUUAGAUUAGUGAUAUAGAUCAACAAGUGACCUUACAUAAAGUGUCCCCUAUCCAAAAUAAUAAACCCCUCCAAUAAAUAGAAAAAAAAAAAAA
Aphidius gifuensis is the source of this 17843-nucleotide messenger RNA. RefSeq names its product trinucleotide repeat-containing gene 6C protein-like (gene gw). Gene Ontology annotation, biological process: positive regulation of nuclear-transcribed mRNA poly(A) tail shortening; miRNA-mediated gene silencing by inhibition of translation. The record is from RefSeq and is a predicted model, not a curated record. Lineage: Eukaryota; Metazoa; Arthropoda; Insecta; Hymenoptera; Braconidae. Gene Ontology annotation, cellular component: nucleoplasm; P-body. Bases 467 to 7141 code for a protein of 2224 amino acids. Gene Ontology annotation, molecular function: RNA binding. The transcript is spliced from 10 exons.